Messenger RNA from Sinocyclocheilus grahami, 1414 nucleotides. RefSeq names its product amidohydrolase domain containing 2 (gene amdhd2). NCBI's taxonomy places the organism in Eukaryota, Metazoa, Chordata, Actinopteri, Cypriniformes, Cyprinidae. Gene Ontology annotation, molecular function: N-acetylglucosamine-6-phosphate deacetylase activity. The transcript is spliced from 6 exons. Gene Ontology annotation, biological process: N-acetylglucosamine catabolic process. The annotation marks the transcript as partial. The record is from RefSeq and is a predicted model, not a curated record.
CACCAGUAAUUUUGCUGUGUUUCUCUCCACAGGUCAUUCCUGAGCUCAGAGUUCAGGAUGGAGGACCUAAAGGGGCAGGAGUUUUAGGUAUUCAUCUGGAGGGGCCGUUCAUCAGUGAAGAGAAGAGAGGCGCUCACCCUUCGAAGUUCCUCCGCACUUUUAAAGCAGGUGGCGUGGCCAACCUGAUGGAGACUUAUGGGUACCUGGAUAAUGUCGCCAUGGUAACCCUGGCACCAGAACUAGCCAAUAGCGCGGCAGCAAUCCGUGAACUGUCAGGAAGAGGCAUAGCAGUGUCACUUGGUCACUCUAUGGCUGAUCUCUCUCAGGCUGAAGAGGCUGUGCAGCAUGGAGCCACGUUCAUUACACAUUUGUUUAAUGCCAUGUUGCCUUUUCAUCAUCGAGACCCAGGCAUUGUGGGAUUGCUCACAAGUGAUCGUGUUCCACCAGGUCGGACGGUUUACUACGGUAUGAUCGCAGACGGGAUACACACACACCCUGCUGCGCUGCGCAUCGCACACAGAGCUCAUCCCGCAGGGUUGGUGUUGGUCACUGACGCUGUGAUGGCGAUGGGUCUUCCUCCCGGUCGACACACACUCGGACAGCAGCAGAUAGACAUCCAGGGGCUUCACGCUUACGUCGCAGAUUUCAUAGUGCUUGAUGACACACUGACACUCAGGGAAACCUACAUUGCUGGACAGCAGGUCUGGAGGAAGUGACAUCAUCUGGAGGACUGUCUUCUGCUGGGAUCCUUAAGAGUUUUUUGGUUAGAAUGUGUUAUUCUCAUUAAAUUGAAUUCUAUUGAUUGAUUCCAGAAUAUAAAAAACUACUCCAUAUAUACAAAUAUUUUUAUUACUAUUAUGACACUCUUUAUGCUCAUGUACUGUAGCAGAAUGUAUCUUGGGGCAUUUAAAAAGAGCCAGAAUCAUUUUGAUCACAUACUGUGUGUGUAUGGAUUUUUAACACAAAUCUAACUUGUUCAAAUGUGAAACACAAAAGUAAAAAAAAUCUCAAGGGUCCAGUUAUUUCAAUAAUAACCUACAUAAUUCAAUGCCCCCAAUCUAAUGUGAAACUGGACAGUUUAACCAACUGAUUUCAAUGUUUCUAUUCUAUUCUUUUUAUUUGUUAACAUUUUUAAGGUUUUAUCAUUUUUUCGGUAAAAUAAAAAUGUUCCUUUAUUGAUAAAAAUUUAUUUUUGUGAGUCUGAUUGAGGAAGACGCACAUAUAAUGGAUGUAUUAAUGAUAUCCAGCUUACUUGAACUGAUUAUCUGUUUAAUUAAAUGCAUCUUUAAAAUUCAAAAACCCAACAAUAAAACCUAACAAAGCAUUCAAUUCAUAUGUUUCGACAACACAACUUAAUUAAACAAUAACCUCAAUCUCGCAAUAAAAGCAGCUUCUAUUAAAAAACAUUGCUCAA